Erigeron canadensis is the source of this 1401-nucleotide messenger RNA. Its product is annotated as cyclin-D3-1-like. The coding region runs from base 195 to 1286 and encodes 363 amino acids. Gene Ontology annotation, biological process: mitotic cell cycle phase transition; regulation of cyclin-dependent protein serine/threonine kinase activity. NCBI's taxonomy places the organism in Eukaryota, Viridiplantae, Streptophyta, Magnoliopsida, Asterales, Asteraceae. The record is from RefSeq and is a predicted model, not a curated record. Gene Ontology annotation, cellular component: cytoplasm; nucleus; cyclin-dependent protein kinase holoenzyme complex. Gene Ontology annotation, molecular function: cyclin-dependent protein serine/threonine kinase regulator activity. The transcript is spliced from 4 exons.
GAAGUCUCUUUUUCUUUGUGUUUUUGAGAGUCGAGUUUAGCAUAGUCUUUCCACCCCCCCUGUGGGAUACACAGAGAGAGAGAGAUCGAAAGUUUAAAAAAGAAACAACCAAUAGAUAUAUACAAGUAGAUAGUAUGAUAAUAAGCUAGCAACAUUAAUAAAUAUCAACACUUUUCUUUCUUCCUUAUUUCCUCAUGGCCAUUUCUUCACCUUCAUCUAUCCUAGAUACACUCUUUUGUGAAGAACAAGAAAUUGAUCAUCCAUAUGAGGAUGAUGAUUAUAAUGAUAAUGAUGAACAUUAUGAUCAUAGUCAUGUAAUACUUACACAAACCACCCUCCAAGAUUCCUCACAUCUCCAUAACCCCUCUUUGAACAACAACCAAGAUUUCUUUUGGGAAGAUGAAGAGCUUGUAUCUCUUUUCACCAAAGAACAAGAACAACAAUUACAAACACACCCUUACACUUUAUCUUUUGUCAAAACAGACCCUGUACUUUUACUUGCUCGCAAAGAAGCAGUGAAUUGGAUUCUUAAAGUGAAAUCCCAUUUUGGAUUCACACAUCUUACUGCCAUACUUUGUAUUAAUUAUGUUGAUAGGUUCCUUUCUAGUCUUCAUUUCCAGAAAGACAAGCCAUGGAUGAUUCAUCUUCUUGCUGUCACUUGUCUUUCUUUAGCUGCUAAAGUUGAAGAAACUCAAGUGCCAACUCUUCUAGAACUUCAAGUGGACACAAAGUACUUGUUUGAGCCAAAAAACAUACAAAAAAUGGAGCUUCUAGUGAUGUCAACAUUGGAAUGGAAGAUGAAUCCAGUUACACCAAUCUCAUUUCUUGAUCAUAUUGUAAGAAGGCUUCAACUAAAUACUCAUCUCCAAUGGGAUUUUGUCAACAAAUGUGAAAAUCUCAUUCUAUCCCUUGUCUCAGAUUCAAGAUUUGUGGGUUAUCAACCAUCAGUAUUGGCCACAGCUACGAUUCUUCAUGUCAUAGAUCAAGUUGACUUUAUCAAUUCUGUUGACUAUCAGACUCAGCUUCUUGAUGUACUCCAAACCACCAAGGAGAAAGUGAAGGAGUGCAAUGAAAAGAUUAUGGAGGCAUCACAUUCAAGUUCGAUUAUUCCUAAAAAACGAAAGUUUGAAGAGGAUGACACCUCAGUUGGUGUAAUGGAUGCACAUUUCCUGUCAUCACAAUUGACGUCACCAUCUUCUUCUCCUCCUCAUUGCCAUCGUUAUCAACCUACGAUCAAGAAACUGAUCAAGAUCGAACAACAACGAGCAUACAUUUUUUUUCACUAAGUUGCAAAGCGUUUGUUAAUGUUGCUUCUAGCCCUUGUUAGAUGUUCGGAAUAUGUUAAUUAUGGUUGUCAAUAAUCUUUUCGGUUAAUUUAUGAGAUAAAGUUUGCUACUCGUA